CUGUGAAUCAUAACAAAGAGCCCUGGAUGGAGGAGAGGAGACAGUAGCAAAGGACCCAGUUUCAACAAGAAUUCCAGGCUUUGUUUCUGAGAGAGAAACUGAGAGAAGAACAAUGAGAAGAAUGAAUUCGUUUGUGAUAAAUGCACCCCAGGGUCUGUUAUCAUUCAGGGAUGUGGCUGUGGACCUCUCACAGGAGGAGUGGGAAUGUCUAGACUAUGCUCAGAGGGCUUUGUACAUGGAUGUGAUGCUGGAGAAUUACAACAAUCUACUCUUUGUGGAGAAUCAUUGCACAUUUGGUAAAUAUGAGACAGUUUUGGAUCAAAGUACAAAGCUCAUUGUUCAGGGUCAUGUGAAUAUCCAAGAAGAGCGUUCUCAAUAUAAUGGACUUGGAAAAGUUAUUCAUGAAUCUUCUGAAAGUACACCGUAUGACAGAAAUGACAUUGCAGAAAACUGUGAGGACUGUUUUUUUAACCACAGAGAUGCCUCUUUUGAAUCAUUAAACACAGACAGACAUAAUCGUGAGGACACUGGAGAAGAACCUUACAAAUACAAAGAAAGUGUAAACUUUUUAGAUUUGUGUUCCAUCACUAGUCAAAAUCAAAGACUCCACACAGGAAAUGAAGAACACAAAAAUACAGAGUAUGGUAAAGAUUUUGACUCUAAAGAUAUACUCACACUGAAACGAGCCAGUAGUGCAAAGAAGCCACAGCAAUGCAAGAAAUGUGGGAAAUGGUUCAAGAUGUACUCAAGCCUCAGUAGACAUCAGAGAGCUCAUGCUAGAGAGAAAUCCUAUAAAUGUACAAAAUGUAGUAAAUCCUUUCUGUAUAUGUCCCAUCUCAAUGUACAUUACAAAGUCCACUGUGGGGAAAACCCCUACAAAUGUACCGAAUGUGGUAAGUGCUUUCUUCUUGCAUCAGACUUGGAAAGGCAUUACAGCUCCCACAAUGGAGAAAACACUUGCAAACCUAGUGAUUGUGACAAAUCCUUUGUCUGCUACUCAGGUCUUACAAAACAUCAGAAUACUAAUGGAGGAGAGAGUCUUCCUGAAUGUAAACAAGAUACUGGAAUGUUCUAUACAUGGUCACACCUUGAAUACCAUGGUCAAACCUAUACAGGAGAGAAGCUUUACAUAUGUAAUGAAUGUGGUAAAUCCUUUUCUAGAUUUUCUGAUCUGAAAAGACAUCAGAGAAUUCACACAGGUGAAAAAUACUACAAGUGUAAUGAAUGUGAGAAAUCCUUUACCCAGAAAGUCAGUCUCAGAGCUCAUCUGAGAAUACAUACAGGAGAGAAACCUUACAAAUGUAGUGAAUGUGACAGAUCUUUUACUCAGAAUAGCCAGCUUAGAGUUCAUCAGAGAACACAUACAGGAGAGAAACCUUACAAAUGUAAUGAAUGUGAGAAAUCUUUUAUCCAGAAUAGCCAUCUUAGAGCUCAUCAGCGAAUACAUACAGGAGAGAAACCUUACAAGUGUAGUGAGUGUGACUUUACCUGUGGCUCUCAUCUUAGGAGACAUCAGAAAAUACAUACAGGAGAGGACACUUACAAAUGUAAUGAAUGUGAGAAAUCCUUUACUGAGAAAAGCGGUCUUAGAACUCAUCAGAGAAUUCAUACAGGAGAGAAACUUUAUAAGUGUAGUGAAUGCAACAAAUCCUUUACCCGGAAUGGUUCUCUUAUAGCUCAUCAGAGAAUCCAUACAGGAGAGAAACCUUACCAGUGUAGUGAAUGUGACAAAUGCUUUACCCAGAAAAGCAAUCUUAGAACUCAUCAGAGAAUUCAUUCAGGAGAAAAGCCUUACAAAUGUAGUCAGUGUGAGAAAUCUUUUAAUCAGAAAGUUGGCCUUAGAACACAUCAAAGAAUUCAUACGAGAGAAGCCUUACGAAUGUAAAGCAUGCAGAAAAGUUUGACAUGUUUCUUGUGUAAGAAAUCACGUGAAAAUUCAUAACUGUGAAGAAAAAUUUCCAUUGAAAAUAAUGUGGCAUUUGCUUUCACCAAACUCUGCCAUAACUGCAGGUGGAGCUUUGUAGUAGAGAAUCAUGAACAGGGAAAACUUGUGAAAAUGUUUAAAUAAUGUUUAAUCCUGGAAACAAAAAUUUAUGCUGAGGGAAAUUCUGAAAAUGUGACAAUGUAGGAACAUUUUCAUUAAUUAAAACUUUUACUUGUUUAACCUCAAAUACUCAUAAUGAAGAAACUGGAAGAACAAAAAUAUAUUGUUAUGUAACAGCUUUCUAGAGAGUGAAAUGAUUCACUCUGAAGGGAAGUUGAAUAAAGCAUAACGUAGAGCUUAAAGCUCCAAAGAGCUUCAAGAAAUCCCUGAAACUGACAAGAUUGGGUAUGCUUAACCCAAAUGAAGAAACUCAGACAAAUCAUGCCCCUUAGGAAGAAGAUUUGACAAAUUGAGUCACCAAGACUGGCUGUUCUUUAACCUGUAGAUAGCCUGUGUUUGCUCUGGGUAUCCAGUAUUCAUUAAGUAUAUCCUAUGCUGGUUGGACUUUAAUAAUGCCAACUGUUUUUUUGUUUG
Phodopus roborovskii (desert hamster) is the source of this 2518-nucleotide messenger RNA. Its product is annotated as zinc finger protein 420-like. Lineage: Eukaryota; Metazoa; Chordata; Mammalia; Rodentia; Cricetidae. The record is from RefSeq and is a predicted model, not a curated record. The transcript is spliced from 4 exons. Gene Ontology annotation, biological process: regulation of DNA-templated transcription. The coding region runs from base 113 to 1885 and encodes 590 amino acids.